CUGUCUUAAAGCCACACCUGCUUGAGAGUUUAAACCUAGAUAGAGAGAGAGAGAGACCGAGAGAGAGAGAUCAUGGACUAGUGCAUUCAAAUCCCUGCAGUAACCAGCUGAGCACCAUUCGCUGCUGUCAUACGUUCGUUGCUCUUCUAUAUUCCUGCCCUUCCCAUGAUGCUGUGAUUUUUCUCCUGCCAUGGAUUUUCCAUGUUGGGUUAAGUACUUCAGGAAAACCUAAAGAGCUAAACGGAUUCACAUUUGCUUUUGGAAAAGCAUCUCGGACUGGCCAACAUACAGGUGGAUCGCUCUUUCGUUUUUGAAGACUGUAAUAGGGACUGAAUUGGGAAUAAUAUCUCAAGAACGCUGGAUGCUACAGUGUGUGGCGGGAUACAGUGGACUGGUUCUGAGUCCAGGGGAAGAUGCCUGCUAUCCUGGUGGUCACUAACAUGAAGUCUGGACUGCCGAAGCCGAUCCACAGCGCCCUCCCCAUCCCGCAGGUGCCCACCCGAGCUGUGGCCCCCCGGCCCUGCUUCACCAGCCCCCCACAAGCCAACACUCACCUCCACCUCGGGAGUCAGAGCGGGUGGGCAACAGGCAAAAACUACCAUCCUGCUGACAGUGGAGAGGACACACAGAUCUACACGGACUGGGCGAAUCACUACUUGGCCAGAUCGGGACACAAGCGGCUGAUUAAAGACCUGCAGCAGGAUGUGAGCGACGGCGUGCUGCUGGCUGAGAUCAUCCAGGUCAUCGCUAAUGAGAAGAUUGAGGACAUUAAUGGAUGCCCCAAGAGUCGUUCUCAGAUGAUCGAGAACAUUGAUGCCUGUCUGAGCUUCCUGGCAGCCAAAGGUGUGAACAUACAGGGACUUUCAGCUGAAGAGAUCCGGAAUGGAAACCUGAAAGCCAUCUUGGGGCUCUUCUUUAGCCUGUCUCGAUACAAGCAGCAGCAGCAGACGACGAACAGACAGACGCACACACAACACACACAUCCACACACUCCUUUAAGCCAGCAGAGCAGCGCCCCGGCCCAGCUGACCUCCACCUCGCAUGGGACGCACACACACAAAACACAGCCAGAGAUGCAGUCCAGGGAUGGCUCUCACAGUAAACUCAAGUUUUCCAUUGGUCAGAAAAAGUCUUCUAGAUUGCCUGGCCCCACCUCGAGGAUGUCCACUGCGGGCAGUGAGAGUUCUCCUCGAGGGUCCAUCAGUUCAGCAGGGAAUCGCCGCAGUCAGGUGUUCAGCGAUAAAGCCAAACCUGCAGCAGCUCAGGCCAAAGAAUCAUCAGAGAGUGUCUCCUCACAAGGCGUGACUGAGCACACUCUGUCAUCCCUGGCGUCCGCCUGCACCUCUGUUAGCACCAGCACUGUGGCAUCUUCAUCUUCAUCAUCAUCAGCCAUCCCCCAGCCCAACUCAAGCAACAAACCCUGGAGAAGCAAAUCUCAGAGCACCAAGCACACUGCUACCUCCACCGCUCCCUCCACGGUGCUUUCCAUCAAACCAGAUCACCAAGCCAAGCAGCCCGUGCCUGCAGAGCCCCCACCGAAAGCUGUGCCUCAGAAGUCCAUGCUGGAGAAACUCAAACUUUUCAACAGCAAAGGAGGCUCCAAGUCAUCCACGCCAGCAGAGGGCGCCGUUACGCCGACAGAGUCAAAAGUCGAAAGAAUCGAGGUUGGUUCCAAUACAAAACCCACUGAGGAAAUGGAUGGUAAUGUCAGGCCCACGAACGGAUCGAGUGCCGUUAUGACGACAACCAGCAGCCCAAAGAUUGCACUAAAGGGCAUCGCACAACGGACGUUUAGCCGGGCGCUCACAGCAAAAAAAGCCUCAACUAAAUCCAUAGAUAAAGAAAAGGAAAAAGAACGAGCUAAAGAAAAAGACAAAAAUGGAAAAGAGGGGUCAAAGCGUGUUCCUUCCUUAGAAAAGGUAGAGAUCAAAGAGGAAGUUAGAGAGGAAGUUGUUCCCUCAAGCAGAGUUGCUCCCUCUGAGGCAGAGCCCAGGAAAGCCUCUAAGAUCGCCAGCUUCAUACCCAAAGGCGGCAAAGUGGGAGGCAACAAGAAAGAAAGCCCCGCCCCUGUGCAAAGUGGAAUUCCAAAACCAGGAAGUAAAAACACUGGAAAUGGAGCGGUAAAAAGUUCAGCGUUGCCCCUCGGUGGUAAAGACAAUGAGAGGCCUCGCAGUAUGCGUCUGGGAGGGGGUCUGGGACUUCAUAGGGACAGCCGGCAUUCCUCGUCCUCUUCCAGCCUGGUUUCCAUCGAGGGGAAAGGACACCACAGCGCCGCCCCGGUGGCCAACGGAACACAAUCCACGGCCUGCAACACAGUCAGUGUGCAGCUGCCUCAGCCACAGCAGCAGUACAGCCACCCCAACACAGCCACCGUAGCACCCUUCAUGUACAGGUCUCACAAUGAUGCAGAUGGACCCAUAGGCACAAACCCAAGCUCUGGAUGUCGUAGUAGUGACUCCAGUAGCUUCAGUAAGAUCAACCAGUCUUCUACUGAGGACCUGUCAGGUGAAGAUCCAGAGACCAGACGUCUGAGGACGGUCAAAAAUAUUGCUGACCUGCGGCAGAAUUUAGAAGAGACCAUGUCAAGUUUGCGGGGGACGCAAAUCACACACAGCACACUGGAGACCACUUUUGAUGGUAGUGUUACUACUGAAAUGAGCAGUCGCAGCAUCCUCAGCAUGGCAUCUCGCCCCGCGCCGCUGUCCUGGGCCAGUCGCAUGGGUCAGUCCAGCCCCCGUCUACAAGCAGGAGAUGCUCCCUCGGUUGGGAACGGGUAUCAGUCCCGCAGUGGAGGUGUGCCGUCCGGCCAGGGCCGGUAUCUGUACCCGGCUCCUCUACGGAAGCAGCUGGCAGCGCGUGGGAGCGCCCUCUGUGGCCUGGAGCUGGGAGACAGGGUGGAGGAUCUGGACCUGGCAGGUGUGGGGCUGGAGAUGAGCGGCUACAUGAGUGAUGGAGACGUGCUGGCUAAGAACGCCCGCUCUGAUGAGCUGACCAGCGGGUACAUGACGGAUGGGGGAUUGAGUCUGUAUACACGACGACUGAACCGUUUGCCGGAUGGAAUGGCAAUGGUACGGGAAAGUCUACAGCGUAACGCCUCCACCGGCCAGGGAGACGCCGACAGUUGGGAUGACAGUAGUUCAGUCAGCAGUGGGAUCAGUGAUGCUAUUGAUACUGAUGACAUCAACACCAGCUCCUCUAUAAGCUCUUAUGCCAACACCCCCGCCGCGGCCCGUAAGGCUUUGAACGGACAGCCUCAGACAGAUGCAGAGAAGCAUUCAGCAACCGAACGCAACAGUGCUCGGUCCAGUGAUGAGGGCAAGAUGAAGUCAGACGGGGGUUUGGAUUGCGGCAUCAAAAUGGAAGCGGCUCUGAAGUGGCGGCGGAACCCUUCAGAUGUUUCGGAGGAGUCAGAUAAGAGCAGCUCUGGACGGAAAACUGCACCCAUCACUCAGACGGGCUCCUGGAGGAGGGGCAUGAGUGCGCAGGUGGGCGUGACCGAACCGCGGGCGAAGAGUACAACUGUAACAACAGGAACUGGGAUGAUUAAGACACAAGGGACAGGUAAAACAGAUGAUGCCAAGGUCUCCGAAAAAGGCCGCAGGUCUCCCAGUUCCAACAUCGUCCAGCAUUCCUCCUCGGAUGCCGGUCGAAGCAGCGAAGAUGAAGCCAAGAAAACAUCUGCAGGACGAGUCCCCACUAGCACAUUUGGUUUCAAGAAGCCUAACGGCGUCCACGGCCCGCCAACUGUGGUGACCACCUCCAGCUACACUCUGGUGACAGCGAGUGGCGCCACCAUUACCAGCGGCUCUGCCACCCUGGGCAAGAUUCCCAAAUCCUCCGCCCUUCUGGUUGGUGGGAGAGGGACACUAAAAGGGGCUGUCGAUGGUUUAUUGCCCCCUCAAGAAGAUGGCUACCUGUCCCCCAGUGCUCGUUCAAUGCUGCAGUACCGAAGUCUACCUCGACCUUCUCGUUCUGGAGCUGCGGCCCGUAACGGAAACCGAUCGUCCACAAGCAGCAUCGAGUCAAGCUUGAGCUCCCGGACGCAUGUCCUUACUGCCGCCACGACCAGCAAACCAAGAGAUUCUGGCACUAAAAUCAACGGGCACACAAUCCAAGCCAAUCAGACGGACAAAGAGAAGGGCGUUUCGGGAGGAGGGGCGGCAACUAUCCCACUGACAGCGAGACAGGGAAACAAGUAUAGCGAGGUCUCGUCUCCAACAUUAAGAAGACUUUUUGGUGGUAAGGCUGCUAAACAGGCCCCAGUUACCUCUGCAGAGAGCAUGAAAAACUCAGUCGUCAUCUCCAACCCCCACGCUACCCUUGGGCACACCCAGUCCUCUGGUGGGCCCUUGGACUCCCCCUCCACAGUAUCAGGCAGCGGCGCCAGCAGUCCCCUGUACGGGGGUCGCGGUGCCAGUGUAGGAGGCAGCGAACAAGCUUCGAGCCCUGGUUCGGUGUACUCAACGGGCACUGGGACCUGGGGCACCACCAUCAGCAGCUCUUCGGCCCUCGGCUACCCCUCCGUCAGCAGCAUGCACACCAGCAGCGAGUCCAUCGACAUGUCAGUGGGCAGCGGGCAUCACCGUGAGGAUGUCCACCCGGCACUGAUGAGGACGGGUAGUGCCAAGACAGGCAUGUCAGAGAGUCCCCUCUCCUCUCCCUCUGCAAGUCCUAAAUUCAGCCGUAACACAUUGCCCCGGAAGCAAGACAGGUACGCCCCUUCACCACAUCUGCGUCAGGAAGAGGCACGUGAUUGGCUGCGCUCACAUUCGGGCAGUGGAUUGCAGGACUCGGCCAGUAACUCUCCCUUCUCCACCGGCUCCAGCUUGACGUCACCAUCUGGAACGCGGUUUAACUUUGCCCAACUUGGAAGCCCCACCACGGGUGCUCAGAUUAAUCUAGCCAGCCUGCGCAACAACAGCCUGACCAAUCAGGACAACCCGCUGGACAGCCAUGGUGAUUCCCGUCUGCGCAACUCCUGCAUGUCGCUGGAUGAGAAGAACCGCACCAUGAGCCGGUCGGGAUCCUUCAGGGACGGGUUCGAGGAAGUUCAUGGAUCAUCCCUCUCGCUGGUGUCCAGCACCUCUUCUGUCUAUUCAACGACCGAGGAGAAAUCACAGUCAGAGAUCCGCAAGCUGCGUCGAGAACUGGACGCCUCCCAGGAAAAGGUGUCCGCCCUGACAACGCAGCUCAGUGCUAAUGCCCACCUGGUGGCAGCGUUUGAGCAGAGUUUGGGCAACAUGACCAUCCGACUCAAGAGCCUCACAAUGACUGCAGAACAGAAAGACUCUGAGCUGAAUGAGUUGAGGAAAACAAUUGAGCUGCUAAAGAAGCAAAACGCAGUGGCUCAAGCGGCCAUCAACGGCGUCAUCAAUACUCCAGAACUCACCUGCAAGAGUGAACGCACAGGUAAUAACGGAGCGCAGCCGGACCUGCGCAUGCGCAGACAGCACUCCUCUGACAGCGUCUCCAGCAUCACCAGCGCCACCAGCCACUCCAGCCUGGGCUCCAACAUGGACAACCCCGACUCCAACAGCAAGAAGAAGAAGAAGAACUGGCUGCGGAGCUCCUUCAAACAAGCCUUCAGUAAGAAGAAAUCACCCAAAUCAGCUUCGUCCCACUCAGACAUUGAGGAGAUGACAGAUUCCUCUCUCCCUUCCUCUCCCAAACUCCCUCACAACGGCACCAGCACCUCGGCUCUGCGGCUCCGCAACACACACUCCAGCUCAAUGCUGUCCGACUGUCUGGAUGGGGAGGCGGAGACUGUGAUGCAGCUGCGCAGCGAGCUACGAGAAAAGGAGAUGAAGUUGACGGACAUUCGAUUGGAAGCCCUAAGCUCCGCCCACCAGCUGGACCAGCUGCGGGAGGCUAUGAACCGCAUGCAGGUGGAGAUCGAGAAGUUAAAGGUGGAAAAUGACCGUCUUAAGUUGGAAAGCCAAGCCAGUGGGAGCAGGGCGUCCUCUCAAGUGUCCAUCUAUAACCCGAACCCGACCCCCACACCUGGCCUGUCUCAACACAGCCUCAACCUCACAGAGUCCACCAGCUUCGACAUGUUGUUGGAUGACUCUGGUGGAGACGGAAGCUCUCGUAAAGAGAGCAGACAUGUGAAAAUAGUUGUCAGUCUUCAAGAGGACGUCACAUGGAAAGAGGACUGCAGGACUCGAGACUAUCUGAUUGGCUGCAUUGGUGUCAGUGGAAAAACCAAGUGGGACGUUCUGGAUGGGGUCGUGCGCCGCUUGUUUAAGGAGUAUAUCAGACAUGUAGAUCCGGUCAGUCAUCUGGGUCUGGGUUCAGACAGUGUGGAGGGAUAUCGUAUUGGAGACGUGAUCCGGUCCGGAGGAGCAGACACACCUGAACUCCUGCCCUGUGGAUACCUCGUGGGAGAGAAUGACACCAUCAACAUCUCGCUGAAAGAUGUGAACUCUCAGUCGGAGGAUUCUCUGGUCUUCGAGACGCUGAUCCCCAAACCCAUGCUCCAGCGCUAUGUGUCUUUGCUCCAGGAACAUCGCAGGAUCAUCCUUUCAGGCCCCAGCGGCACUGGGAAAUCCUAUCUGGCCCACAGACUGGCAGAGCAUCUGGCGCUGCGAGAGGGCAGACUGCCCAAUGAGAGCAACAUCGUCACCUUCAACGUCGACCAUAAAUCCAGCAAGGAGCUGCGUCAGUACUUGGCUAAUAUAGUGGAGCAGUGCAGCGCUGACGGACAGGACACUGAAGCCCCUCUGGUGCUCAUUCUGGACAACCUUCAUCACAUCAGCUCACUGGGAGAGAUCUUCAACGGCUUGCUGAACUGCAAAUACCAACGCUGCCCGUAUAUAAUCGGCACGAUGAGUCAGGCGACAUCUUCUGCUCCAAACCUGCAACUUCAUCAUAACUUCAGAUGGGUGCUGUGUGCUAACCACAUGGAGCCAGUAAAAGGUUUCCUGGGCCGGUUUCUGAGGAGGAAGCUGAUCGAGACAGAGAUCGGCAGCCGAGCACGUAACCCGGAGCUGGUGAAGAUCAUAGACUGGAUCCCUCAGGUCUGGCACCACCUCAACCGCUUCCUGGAGGCCCACAGCUCCUCGGAUGUGACCAUUGGUCCACGUUUGUUCCUGUCAUGUCCGAUGGAUGUGGACGGUUCUCGCGUGUGGUUCACCGACCUGUGGAACUACUCCAUCAUCCCCUACAUGCUGGAGGCUGUGAGAGAAGGCUUACAGCUGUACGGUCGCAGAGCUGCAUGGGAGGAUCCUGCACUGUGGGUUCUGGAGACUUUUCCAUGGGCAGCCUCUCAUCAGCACCCUGAUUGGCCAGCUCUGCUGCAGCUCCGCCCAGAGGAUGUGGGCUUCGAUGGAUACUCCGCCUCCAGAGAGGGCCUUAACAAACAGAGUACUCAGAGUGACAGUGAUGCCGACCCACUGAUGAACAUGCUCCUGCGUCUGAAAGAGGCGGCCAGCUGCUCCAGCCCGCAGAGCUACGACAGCGACUCCAAUAGUAACAGUCAUCAUGACGACAUCCUGGACUCUUCGCUGGAGUCCACGCUAUGAUCCAGCCUGAUCCGUUAUGCCAUUUAACUCCUCGACUCUAAUCAAGUCAUUACAUCACUUCUAUGGGUGCUGGUAACCCACUUCAUAUAUACAAAUAUAUAUAUAGAGAGAGAAAUAUAUAUGCGCCAAAACCCAACGGUACUUCAGUGUGAUUUUUAUUUUUAUUUUACAACAACAAAAUCAGAAGAAAGUGCUUUGUCCCUAUUUUUACCUCAAAAGUAGAAGUGCGGUCACAUUAGCUAAAUUUUAUGGACAAAAAGGGUUCACUGUCUGGCGUCAAAAAUGUAGCGGUGUGUGAAAUAGAGCUCACACAAGUCACUUUCAAACCAAACGGUGAAUCAGAGUGAACAACCUGAAUCUGCUGCGAAACCUGCGUAGAUAGAUUUUCCAUCAUCACGCGCAAUUUCCGAUUACAUGGAUUUCACAUACAAAACUUCGCCAAACUUCGGUAAAUGUGACCGCACCUUAACUGUCGGAGAAACUUUCGCACACAAUGCAAUGCACGUUUGUCUUACCCUCUACUGGUGAAACGGCGGAAUUACAUCCUAAACCGAGACCAACAUCUUGGUUGGCAUCACUCAAAAGAACAUUGACUUUCCCUGUAAUGAUGGACUUGCUCAUGACUUUACGAAACCGGUUUGAUCGGAUGCUGACCAUCGUUUCAUGUUUUACAUGAUAAGGACACGGAUUGAAAAGCAUGGUGCUACACUUAUGAUUAUGGAUUUAUUUAUUGUGAUGAUUGGAAAAAUUACCUCGUUUGCCAUCUGGGACGUGCUUUUGUUUGCCUUUCUGCAUUUUUAUUUUAUUGUUUUUGUUACCACCCAUUCCUUAACUGCUGACCGCAUGUUCCAGUGUUCUACUGUAGCACAAAGCCUCUCUAUCUGUUUUUUACGCUCGAUUGCGCUCUGUUUUUGGUGCUGAAUAGACUCUGGUGCCUUACUCCAUUUUGUAAAGAAAAAACGACACUAUGUUUUAUAGUUCUAAACUAAAUGCUGAUUUUAUUAACUGCAGGGCUGUAUGCUAGUCCUGAAAUUGCCUAAAAUAAAACAGCCUCACAGUCAUCAUAUCAUAUCAGAGGUGCAAAAUGUGUGGUUUAGAAAAGAGGAAGUGGAUAACUUCGACUGUAACCUCCAUCUGUUUGAAAAUUCACAUUUUCUUAAGUAAAGAUGUUACACAGUUAAAGGGACAUUUUUUAUUUUCAAACAUGAAUGAGAAAAAUGAUGCUUUUUUUAUAUGUGAAAUACAUACGAUCACUACUGGCACAGAUCAUCUUGAGGGGUUCAGCUGUAAGGCUUUGCUUGGUGCUUUAAGACCGUCUCAACACAUCUUGGCAAAAGCACAGUGGCAAUUUGUUCAUAAUUUGGUGCAUGAGUAUACCUCAUUGACCAUUUUGGCCUUUAUUCGUGUACAUAUCUUGCAUUCAAUGUGAAAGAAUAGCAUAUGUCCCCAUAGUCAUUGGAUUAAUAAUAUACUGUAUUUGCUGCUUUGUAAUGCAAGGAUGCUUCUGGAGGAUUUGUACAUAAGAUUUUAUCUUAGAAAUAUUAUUUGAAUGGACAGUGAGUUUCCUUGCAUGGGAAAGCAUUAUCUAUGGGGCUCUUCAGUGUUUUCAUCUUCUUUAUGUUGUCAAAUGCUGUUGGUAUGGCGCUGCAGGGGUUAGUUACACCGCUGCUUCCAUUUCACCCCAGAGUAUGAUUCCUGUCAGUCAUCGCUCCUAUGCAACAUCAUCGUGGAUUUCAAUGGAAGCCAAAUAUCGUAGCUCUGUAAUGCUGUCAGCACUGCCAAUAUGUUGUGUGUACACUGUGUAUAUAAUUUGUGAAUAAUUAUAGGAUAUGUGCCUAAUAUUAAUUUUCUUUGAUGGAUUAUGAUUAUGAUGAUGAUGAAGUCAUUUCAAGCACAACUGUUGUAUGUGAUACGGGAGGGCUAUAACUGAAUGGAUUUCAUGUCACUGAAUGUGUACAUCGUUUCUGGCUGUAAUAUAUCAGUGUAAAUAUUUGACUACCCUGCAGGCUGCAUUUUGAUGAAUAAUCUUUUCUAGCCGUUUAUAACAGUGCUUGGAAAUAUGGAAUAUUUUGUGUACAGUGUCUUUUUCAUCUUAACAGUCUGUGAAACACGGGCAGCCCAUAAAGAUUUACUGAUCACCUUACCAGUUUUAAAUUAUUUGCAAUUCAAUAAACUUAAUAAUUAUUUAUUAA
Molecule: messenger RNA, 9712 nt
Organism: Carassius gibelio (silver crucian carp)
Lineage: Eukaryota; Metazoa; Chordata; Actinopteri; Cypriniformes; Cyprinidae
Product: neuron navigator 2
Exons: 38
Coding region: 414-7520 (2368 amino acids)
Biological process (GO): neurogenesis; nervous system development
Molecular function (GO): protein binding; ATP hydrolysis activity
Source: RefSeq, a predicted model, not a curated record